Messenger RNA from Meloidogyne enterolobii, 378 nucleotides. The record is from the annotation of a GenBank genome assembly. Lineage: Eukaryota; Metazoa; Nematoda; Chromadorea; Rhabditida; Meloidogynidae.
AUGCAAAAUAAUUUAAUUCGUCUACUCACCAAAUUGUCAACAACAACAAUCGCUUUUCGCUACAAAUCUAGAACAAAAUUUUUGGCAAUGCAAAAUCCCUUCGAAGUGCCUACUUACCAAGUUGGAAACCAAACUUAUCGUCGAAAUUGUCCUCUUGAAAUGGUAAAUACAACAAAUCCAGCAGCUGUUUCCUCCCAAAAAUUUAAUGAAAUGGAAGAGGAGGAAGAAAGAAGUUGUGAAAUGAUUGAAGAAACCACCAGCAGCACUUUAUUGGAAAUUAGAGAAGAACCAGGAGAAACACAAUCUGCAGCAUUUGGUUCAGGAUGUAUUCAAAAAGAAGGUGGAUCAUCUAGAAGAAAAAAUGCAGGGGAAAGGUAA